CUCCUGUUCCGCUCAUUAAAAAGAGGAUAUUCAUCCCUAUCAUGUCGUUACUACAUAUACAGGUCUACGAUCCUAUUUCAUUACAAUAUUAUGCAUUAUCUUUUCUUUUUCUGAAGAGCCAGAGAAGAAAUCAUUCCCUUGUGCUUCUUUUACGCAAAGACAACAACGACUAUGUAGCUCAACUCUCCCAGUUAAAGCUCAUUAUAAAGUAUGCAGUUGCGAUCUUAUCAAACCUAAAGACUUCGGUGAUACGGUUGCGUUGCACAAUUGAAUUACGAAGUUUGAGUUGGAGAAGGUUUUGUACUAAAUCCAACACUAAUUACGACAAAAAGGGCAAAAUAAUGUUCAGCGGAUUGGUGCAAUUUAAUUUUAAUUUGGGUUGAUAGAUCUAAGGCCGUGCAGAGCACGGGCGCACAACUAGUCUAUCUAAUGCGACUACAAAAUUUACAAGCUCUGCGUACGGAGGGAGUAAAUCAUAGAUACUCACUAAUUAUAUCAUAGUCUACCAAAGUCCCAAUUAGAACGGAACAGACAUUGUACUUUCUCCCUGUUUUCUGUUUCAUUUAGUCACCGAGAUCCACUCUGCUGACUAACUCGGCCAGUCUUAUUCAGCUGAACUCUAAUGGGAGGUUCAGCUAAAUCUCCUCAAGCUUCUUCUUCUGCUCCUCCAAGUUUAUGGUUUGCUAGUAAUCCAAGUAAAAGAUGGGGAGAAAUGUUUUUCCUUCUUUAUACUCCUUUUUGGUUGACUCUUUGUCUUGGUAUUGUCGUUCCUUACAAACUAUAUGAGAAAUUUACUGAAUUGGAGUACUUAGUUUUGGGACUUAUAUCAGCCGUUCCUUCUUUCUUGAUACCACUUCUUGUUGCCGGGAAGGCCGAUAGCAGCUUAUGUUUGAAGGAUCGAUACUGGGUGAAGGCCAGUCUCUGGAAUAUAAUCUUCAGUUAUGUUGGGAACUACUUUUGGACUCAUUACUUCUUCACUGUUUUGGGAGCUUCAUAUACCUUUCCUUCAUGGAAGAUGAACAACGUACCGCACACAACUUUCCUCCUCACUCACGUUUGCUUCCUGUUUUACCAUGUGGCGUCAAAUAUGACGCUUCGCCGACUACGACAUUCUAUUGCUGACUUACCAGACUCAAUUCGAUGGGUUACUGAGGCUGCUUGGAUUCUAGCUCUUUCUUAUUUCAUAGCAUAUCUUGAGACUGUAGCCAUCUCCAGCUUCCCGUACUAUGAGUUUGUCGACCGGGCGUCAAUGUACAAAGUCGGAUGCUUGUUUUACGCAAUUUAUUUCUUCGUGAGCUUUCCAAUGUUUUUGAGGAUUGACGAGAAACCCAGUGAUAAGUGGGAUUUGCCCAGAGUGGCUGUUGAUGCGUUGGGUGCUGCGAUGCUCGUCACGAUAAUACUUGAUUUAUGGAGAAUCUUUCUAGGACCCAUAAUCCCCGUUGCAGACACAAGACAGUGCAAUCAACCAGGACUUGCAUGGUUUCCAUAACUUCCAAAAAGUUUCUUGAGAGCAUUGCUAAUUCCACGAGCCCGAGCUCACUCAGAGCUGAUUUUAGUUUGGAGCAUACUUGCCGGCGAUGGGUUACUGAUGCGGACCAGGUUAAGUUUCUUCCCAAAAUUGAGGGAUCUAGGAGGAGAUUUUCUCCUGUUUUUUCUCUCAUGAGAAGAAGUGCUUAAUCUCAUCUCCCUCUUUUGUUGAACACUUGAAACGAGAAAUUUCAAUGAAAAGCAAGAUUUUAGUGAGGUCUGCUCCAGGAUUGGCUAAAGCAUCUGUUGCCUGAUUAGCUUCCCUGUAGAUGGCUUGGGUGCAGUUGGAAGUUCCACGAAGUGGGAUGGGUAGCAACGCAGCGUGUUGUUACUUAGUGUAUAUGCAGACUUCCCUGACAGUAGUGGCGAUUUUUUGUAUGCGCCCGUACACAAUCAUCUUUGUCCGGCUGAAUGAGCCGAGUCAUUAAUAUUGACAACCAGACAAAAACUUCCUGAUAAUCAGAUGCACCUCCUUGGAUGAUGGAGUGAUUUUUUUAAUCCUCAGCUUU
Messenger RNA from Papaver somniferum (opium poppy), 2036 nucleotides. RefSeq names its product cycloeucalenol cycloisomerase-like. Lineage: Eukaryota; Viridiplantae; Streptophyta; Magnoliopsida; Ranunculales; Papaveraceae. Bases 623 to 1489 code for a protein of 288 amino acids. The transcript is spliced from 10 exons. The record is from RefSeq and is a predicted model, not a curated record. Gene Ontology annotation, molecular function: cycloeucalenol cycloisomerase activity.